AAGGAUUCCAACUAAACUAUGCAACACGAGUCUUAGUCCUAUCUUUUUUCUCCAAAAAUCAAAAUGAUAAGCUUUGGAAAUUUGGGACAAAGGUCUCUUCUUGCAUUUGCUUUGGUAAUUUGCUUUGUAGCCAGCACUGUUGUUGCUGACUACUCUUAUGAAUACACUUCUCAUUCACCAUCUCCAUACUACAAGAAACGGGAAAAACAUGUUGAACAUUCUCCAUCACAUCACUAUUACAAAUCGCACGCUCCUUCAAAAUAUUACAAGACACAUGUUGUAGCAAAGUAUUACGAGUCACAUGCUCCUUCGAAGCACUAUUACAAGUCACCUGUGGUAGCAAAAUAUUACAAGUCACAUGCUCCUUCGAAGCACUACUACAAGUCACCUAUCGUAGUGAAGUAUUACAAAUCACAUGCUCCUUCGAAACAUUACUACAAGGCACCGGUGGUAGUGAAGUACAAGUCACCAACUCCUUCAAAGAAGUACUACAAAUCGCCAACUCCUUCAAAGUACUAUUACAAAUCACCAUCACCUACAAAGUACUAUAAAUCGUCAUCACCUGCAAAGUACUACAAGUCACCUACUCCAUCGACACAUUAUUACUACAAGUCACCAUCCCCAUCAAAAUAUUACAAAUCACCUACUCUUUCUAAAUACUAUAAAUCACCACCACCACCAAAAUAUUACAAGUCACCAAUUUACUACAAGUCCCCUCCCCCUCCAACAUACUACAAAGAGUCUACACCUUCCUAUAAAUCCCCUCCCCCUUCACCAUACUACAAAGAAUCUACCCCUUCCUACAAGUCUCCUCCCCCUCAACCAUACUACAAAGAAUCUACACCUUCCUAUAAAUCCCCUCCACCUCCACCAUACUACAAAGAAUCUACACCUUCCUAUAAAUCCCCUCCUCCUCUACCAUACUACAAAGAAUCUAAGCCUUCCUAUAAAUCUCCUCCACCUCCACCAAAGUACUAUGAGCAAUCGCCUACAACCUAUAACUCACCACCUCCACCACCUCAGAAGUACGAGCAAUCUGUCACCUAUGCUUCACCUCCACCCCCACCAGUAUACUACUAAACAUUCAAGAACUCUAUAAUUUCCAUGACUUUUACCUCCUACUUUGAUCCCAUUUCCUAUUCCAAAAUUUUAAUGUACGCUUGUCGAACUUUGCUUAAUGUGUGUUCGAUAUUGUUUUGUUCUAAUUAUUUUGUAUUAUGUAUUACUUGAGAAUUAAUUAAGUCAUCCUCAUUGUAUCGAGAUUAAUAGUUUGUUACGAAUCUUCACUUCUUUGCUUAAUAUUGUAUCCAAAUAAUUAAUUUAAAUGAGGUGGUAUACUGGUAUUGUCGCUUAAAGAAUUU
Molecule: messenger RNA, 1361 nt
Organism: Solanum lycopersicum (tomato)
Lineage: Eukaryota; Viridiplantae; Streptophyta; Magnoliopsida; Solanales; Solanaceae
Source: RefSeq, a predicted model, not a curated record